CUUGACAAAAGAUAAUAUUUUGGCUGUAAUACUUAAAAAUUACUUUCACCACAAAAGUUAAAUAUUAAAAAAAGGAUUUCGGACUUAAAAUUUGUACAAAACAGUGAAAUCGUUAAAUAAAAAUUGUCUCAGUGAGUUGUGCACCAGAGGAGAACCGUAUCUAAUCUGAUCAUAGAGCAAACACUGACAUGCAACCGACGUGCGGAGGCAUGGACGAGCUACCUGACGUUACUGAUGUCCUGAAGGAAGCCGAGCAGGUAAUUAGGCAAUGCUUCCAAACGUACGCAUUAGACGAGGUAUUCUUAUGUUUCAACGGCGGAAAAGACUGCACAGUAUUAUUAGACAUCACAAUAAGCGUACUCAAAGAUAUUUACAAGAGCUGCGACAUAGGGAAGAACCUUAAAGUCGUCUACAUAAGGACAAAGGGACCGUUUGUCGAAAUCGAGAAAUUCGUACAAGAGAUUAAAAUGUAUUAUGGUCUGACGUUAAAAGUAACCGAAGGCGAAAUGAAGGAGACGUUACAGAGGCUAUUAGAGAAGGACGGGAUAUUGAAGGCCGGCUUGAUGGGAACGAGACGGAGCGAUCCUUACAGCGAGAAUUUGCAAUUUGUUCAGAAAACGGAUGCGAAUUGGCCUCAGAUAAUGAGAAUAUCUCCGCUAUUGAACUGGUCUUAUCACCACAUAUGGAGCUACAUAUUGCAACGACAAGUGCCGUACUGCAGUCUCUACGAUAAAGGGUACACGUCGAUAGGAAGCACAACGAACACGUGGCCGAAUCCAGCCUUAGCCCACAAGGACUGCUUCGGUUGCGUCACCUACCACCCCGCCUGGAGAUUGUCCGACGCGUCCUUAGAAAGAGCCGGUCGAGGAAGUUCAGUGAAGGCACCCGUCAAUGGAAACGGUACAUAUCACAAUCAUAGUUUGACGUCAACCAUCAAUCCUUGUAUACGCAACGGAGAUGUUCUUUGAAUUUCGAAUUUUAUUAUUUUACGGGUAGUUCGAAAAUAGUUUUAGGUUUUGUGCAGCUGUCUUUGGAAUACUAGGGUAAUAUAUUUAUAUAGUAUGGUAUCGAUAAUUUUGUAUCUGCUAAUCUAAUUUAUUGAAAUAUAUAUACAGGUAACCUUCCUAUUACACGGUAUUUUACAACACGGUUCGUCUAUAACACGAAAAGAAAAAUUCUCCAAAACUCUCUUUUAAUACAAUAACUUCUACAACUAGAUAAUGAGAAUUUUGUUUAAAAUUAUGUAUAUAUAGACAAUUAGAUUAUACACUAUGAACACACAAUAUAUAUAAUAGCUGAAAUUUUGCU
This is a messenger RNA of Bombyx mandarina (wild silkworm), 1308 nucleotides long. RefSeq names its product bifunctional FAD diphosphatase/FAD synthase. Gene Ontology annotation, molecular function: FMN adenylyltransferase activity. NCBI's taxonomy places the organism in Eukaryota, Metazoa, Arthropoda, Insecta, Lepidoptera, Bombycidae. Gene Ontology annotation, biological process: FAD biosynthetic process. The record is from RefSeq and is a predicted model, not a curated record.